Gavia stellata (red-throated loon) is the source of this 507-nucleotide messenger RNA. Its product is annotated as struthiocalcin-2-like. The record is from RefSeq and is a predicted model, not a curated record. NCBI's taxonomy places the organism in Eukaryota, Metazoa, Chordata, Aves, Gaviiformes, Gaviidae. Bases 1 to 507 code for a protein of 168 amino acids. The transcript has 5 exons. Gene Ontology annotation, molecular function: signaling receptor activity.
AUGGGACCGACGAGGACGCUGAGGCUCGGCCUGCUGGGCUGCCUGCUGCUUCUCCCCUGGCUGCGCGGGCAGGAGCCGGCUGCCUGCGCCUGGGGCUGGGUGCCCUUCGAGGAGGGGUGCUACGGCUUCUUCCCCCAGGAGCUGAGCUGGAGAAGGGCAGAGGCCUUUUGCCAACGCUUCGGCACGGACACCCACCUGGCCUCGGUGCACAGCGCGGAGGAGCACCAGGCCAUCGCCACCCUGCUCUCCUCCUCCCGCUCCGGCGAAGACAGCGAGGAGGAGGAGGAUGACGGGGAUGACAGCGUCUGGAUCGGCCUCCACCGUCCCCUGAAGAGCCGCCGCUGGCAGUGGUCGGACAGCUCGGAGGUGGACUACGGCUCCUGGCACCAGCAGCCCGGUCUCAGGAGGAGAGCCUGCGCCGCGCUGCAGGACGCCGCCGAUUUCAUGACGUGGUACAGCGAUGCCUGCGCCGACAGAAAACCCUUCAUCUGCAAGUCCAGCGCCUAG